Molecule: messenger RNA, 2070 nt
Organism: Volvox carteri f. nagariensis
Lineage: Eukaryota; Viridiplantae; Chlorophyta; Chlorophyceae; Chlamydomonadales; Volvocaceae
Exons: 7
Coding region: 40-1155 (371 amino acids)
Biological process (GO): pyruvate decarboxylation to acetyl-CoA
Molecular function (GO): pyruvate dehydrogenase (acetyl-transferring) activity
Source: RefSeq, a predicted model, not a curated record
CUGUGCGUUGUGUAGCCGCUAGUCAGCAGGAUAUCAAAAAUGCUCGCUUCUCGCAAUGUUCGCGCCGCUGCGGGUCCUCGGGUUGCCGCUGCACCUGGCCAGCGUGUAAUCCUGUCAGCUCGCGCUGGGCGGCGCGCCCUGACCGCGGCGAAGGCUCAGAAGAAGGAAAUUAUGAUGUGGGAGGCCCUUCGCGAAGCCAUUGAUGAGGAGAUGGAGCGCGAUCCCACCGUUUGCGUGAUGGGCGAGGACGUGGGUCACUACGGCGGAAGCUACAAGUGCACCUAUGGCCUGUACAAAAAAUAUGGUGAUAUGCGUGUGCUGGAUACGCCUAUUUGCGAGAACGGCUUCAUGGGCAUGGGCGUGGGCGCCGCAAUGACCGGGCUGCGCCCUAUUGUGGAGGGCAUGAACAUGGGCUUCCUGCUGCUCGCCUUCAACCAGAUCUCCAACAACUGCGGCAUGCUGCACUACACCAGCGGUGGUCAGUUCAAGGUGCCCAUGGUCAUCCGCGGCCCGGGCGGUGUGGGCCGCCAGCUGGGUGCCGAGCACUCGCAGCGCCUCGAGUCGUACUUCCAGUCCAUUCCCGGUGUGCAGCUGGUGGCGUGCUCCACCGUAAGGAACUCCAAGGCGCUGCUGAAGGCGGCUAUUCGCAGCGACAAUCCUAUUAUUUUCUUUGAGCAUGUGCUGCUGUACAACGUCAAGGGCGAGGCGGGUGACGCCGACGAGGUGGCCUGUCUGGAGCGCGCUGAGGUGGUCCGUGAGGGCACUGAUGUGUCCAUUUUCACCUACAGCCGCAUGCGUUACGUCGUCAUGCAGGCUGUGAACGAUCUGGUCAAGAAGGGAUACAACCCCGAGGUCAUUGAUCUGAUUAGCCUCAAGCCCUUCGACAUGGAGACCAUCGCCAAGUCUGUCAAGAAGACCCGGAAAGCGAUCAUCGUUGAGGAGUGCAUGAAGACCGGCGGUAUUGGUGCGUCGCUGUCCGCCGUGAUCAACGAGUCCCUCUUCAACGAGCUGGACCACGAGGUGAUCCGCCUAUCCAGCCAGGACGUGCCCACUGCGUACGCCUACGAGCUGGAGGCCGCCACUAUUGUGCAGAGCAGCCAGGUGGUGGAGGCGGUGGAGAGGGUUUGCGGCGGCCGGGUGCCGGUGGCGGUGUAAGGACUGAGGUGACGGCAUCUGGGCUUGGCUUUGGCUGCUGGAGUCCCUUCAUUGCGCGGUUGGUUGGCCGACACGAGUGGCUGGCCCGGCGGUACCUGUGUCAAUAAGGGCUCUGAUUGCCUUGACUCUUGGGCCAGGUCAUGGAGGGUGCAUGCUGCCCUCUGCCUUGAUGGCGGGCCAGAUAUUUCGCGUCGCGUCACGCUAUGGGGCGUGGACGGGGCGAGUGAUUUACUUUGCGCGAGGCUGCCAGCUGGCCGGAGGACGGCCGGUGUGUUGGGUGAAGAGUCAUAUCGGGUUGAGGUGCAGCAGUAUGCAUCAUGGCGGGUUCGUACACGUGGCGCCAUGUGGUCCCUCAUAGCUGCGCGCUUGGAAAGCCGUUGAGCUGGAUGGGCCUCUGCGGCAUAUCAUCUAGCGCCUUCGCUGUGUCAGUUGUACGGCGAUUUUGUAGCUGGUAUCGCGGCGCAAAGAAUGGACGUUUCCGAAGAACCUCGUUAGUGCUUGCCAUUAUUGUGGAUAAGUUCGGGGUGAUGAGUCGGGGUAUUGGGUAUAUGGGUAGACUUUGCUUGGUACAGAAAUUUAUAUGGGGGGUCAGAAAUCUGAAGAAUUUGUUUGUGGCAGCGAAGAUUGAACUGCCGAAGGGUAACUGUGUUGACCUGUUGGGGAUUGUGUCUCGGCUUUUCAUGCCUUUUGAGCAGAAAGGCUCCGUUACUCGGAUUGCGUCGCCUUGGGAACGUGCGAAUAGGGAUAUGGCCAAUUUUCAACCUAAGGCUGUAGUCCCAACCGCGUUGGCAGCAGGCAAGCAAGCCGCGUAAACCACGUGAACUUUUGUGUUGAAAGCAUAUGAAGAGGAUACGUGUGACAGAUGAAUGAUGACACUAUUGUAAACAGUGUUGUUUGUGUAAAUGCCGAACCUUC